Messenger RNA from Xenopus laevis (African clawed frog), 1742 nucleotides. RefSeq names its product family with sequence similarity 167 member A S homeolog (gene fam167a.S). NCBI's taxonomy places the organism in Eukaryota, Metazoa, Chordata, Amphibia, Anura, Pipidae. The record is from RefSeq and is a predicted model, not a curated record. The transcript is spliced from 3 exons. Bases 502 to 1137 code for a protein of 211 amino acids.
GGCAAUGCUGUGCCCAUAGCAGAGGCUGAAUGAAUAGGGGAGAUGGGGAGAGAAAAGAAGAAGCUGGAAUGGAAUUGCUCUGCUGUUUCCUGGCAACUCUCCUGACGCAACAACAAAAAAAGUCAUCACAUAAGGAAUAAGGGGGGAAAGCAAAUUCUGGGAAGAGACAGAGAAGCCCGGAGCAGAGGGAGAGAAUUCAGAUCUGGACAGUUAUAAUAACCUGGAGCCUGGGAGGGACCUGCAGCAUCUUGUGAAUAGAAAACCUACAGGAGGGAGAAGAGGGUGAAGCAACUGGAUGUGCCCCGUGUAAUGACAACCCUGAUGCCUCCAUGGCCGGCACAAUAGAUAUGCCGCACUCUGCAAUCAAACAGAUGAGUCAACGCAAGUAAAUUUUAGGUUAACUGGAGGCCGUUUCAUGAAAAGGAGAGGAACGAGGGGUGCAAAAUGAACUAAAGCACUUGUAUUUUAUCAUUCCCUGGUGCCGAGCUCCCAACCAGCAACAUGUCCUUACCAAAUAUACAAAUUGAGGAUGUUGACAAUGAAACUGAUACCACUUUAGUGCCGCCUCCUCAUGAUGACCACCUUAAAAGCCUAAAGGCCCUAACAGAGAAGCUGAGAUUGGAGACUAGGAGACCUUCUUAUAUAGAAUGGAGAGCAAAGCUUGAAGACCAAACAUGGAAAAGCCCAAAGCCACCACCAGAAGAACCACCACAGGUGAACCAGCAGCCAAGAGAUGGAGAGGAACCUUUUACUCAGAACAUAGAACGGGUCCAGCUGGACUCAAGUGUUCCAAAGGAGACUGAUAUUGGUUCCAGGAAAAUAAAUGGGUUUGAUAAUAUUGAUGAAGCUCUAAACUGGCUACGGAAGGAACUGACAGAGAUGCGGCUACAGGACCAGCAACUGGCGAGGCAACUCAUGCGACUGCGCAGCGACAUCAACAAACUGAAGAUCGAGCAGACGUGUCACCUGCACCGGCGCAUGCUGAACGACGCAACCUACGAAAUGGAGGAGAGGGACGAGCUGUCCGACCUGCUGUGUGAUUUCCCCCUCAUGUCUCCUUUCAGCCUCUCCACCCCCCUAAAACUUAUUGGGGUCACCAAAAUGAACAUCAACUCUAGGAGGUUCUCCCUGUGUUAGACCCCCCGCCCAGCAGCAUCGCCUGCAUCAAAGAGCACAAAACCGCAACAAUUUUCUAAAUGGACCUUUAUUAGGAUAUUGCCUGUUGUUGUUGCCUUAUUUCAGAACCAGUUAUAGACACGACCCAAAUGCCUGUACCAGGUUAUAUCAUAGAACUGAGCCCCAGUCAGGACAAGUUAUAGAAACUGCUCAGAUCAGUUCAUUAUUAAAGCGACAGCAGAUUACAGAUAAGGGCACUGCAAUGGGGACCAAUAGGGCCCCAACCCACCAAACCUAAUGGUAGGACUUUAAAGGAACCAGUUGGACCCAUCCGCCUAUAGAGGAGCUUUCACAUGUUGUGUCGCAGGUAGAGUUUGUGAUUGGCUCAGCUAAUAUGUGAAAUGUGGCUGUUGUAAUGCUCUGAUUGGCUGCUGCUUCCUCCCUCCUUUGCCUACCAAUUCCUUCUAGCCUUGCCGUCUACAGUACUGAGUACUGACCAAUAAAAAGCAAUUACGAUCAAUUAAAUUACACUGAAAGUCCCUAUAAAUAUAAGGUUAAAGGGGUGUUUCACCUUUGAGUUAACUUUUAGUAUGUUAUAAAAUGGCCAAAUCUUGCCAACUGUUCAA